Molecule: messenger RNA, 2217 nt
Organism: Paramisgurnus dabryanus
Lineage: Eukaryota; Metazoa; Chordata; Actinopteri; Cypriniformes; Cobitidae
Source: RefSeq, a predicted model, not a curated record
AUGAUAGUUGACUUCAGCAGCAUCAUUGAUGAUCCCUGUUACAACUAUGAGUCUCUGGAUCGUCCCUGGAGAGCAACAACUGAAAGCUUCGGUCUGUGGCUCAAUGGUUCUCACCCUCAGAUAGAAGAUGGGGUGGUGACCCGUGAGGUCUGUGCGGCUAAUUAUAUGGGUAGUUGCUGUGAUGUAGAGUACGAACCCAUCAGAGUUAAAGCCUGUCCAGGAAAUUACUACGUCUAUGAACUUGUGAAUCCAUACAAUUCAGACAUCAGCACUAUAUCACAGACGAUUUCCACAACAACACCAGCUAUGAUUACUGGAUCCAGCUUCACUUUGAGUGACCCAUGCUCAAACUACAACAUACUGGACAACAACUGGAGGAGCACACUACAUUACUGGUAUUGGUAUGGAUUUACAUUUGGACAUGAUGACACUAUGGUAAAAUGGGACGGAUGGUAUCGACUCUUCAUCAAUGGAUUGAGUGCUCAGAUGCCCGACUGGUGUGUUUCUUCCAUGGCAUGUGGGGGUUAUACUUCUCUUUGGCUUGGUGGUUCUCAUCCUGGAGUAGAAGAUGGAGUUGUUACUCGUGACAUCUACGGCUCUUAUUUUGACAAGUGCAGUCGUUUCACAUCAAACCCAAUCCAAGUCAAAGCUUGUCCUGGAGAUUAUUAUGUCUACAAACUCACCAGACCAAAUGUAUCAAUUGCAGACCCUGUAUAUUGUGCAGUAGUUUCUUCCAGCACCUCAAGUGUUGACCCCUGUGACAGCUACACCAGUCUGGAUGAACCCUGGAGAGCCACCUAUUAUUAUCUCUAUAAUGAUUACCAUGGAUACUAUAGUUACAGGUGUGAUUAUAAUAUCGACUGGAACGGCUGGUACAGACUUUUCAUCAAUGGUCAGAGCGCUCAGAUGCCAGAAUCAUGUGCUAUGUAUGGUAGGUGUGGAACAUCAAGUCCUCUGUCACUCAAAGAUCCUCAUCCACAGCCGGAAGAUGGAGUGGUCACACGACAUGUUUGUUUGACCACAUGGGACAGCUGCUGUGGUUAUGAAUCUCAUCCCAUACAAGUGAAAGCCUGUCCAGGAAACUACUACGUUUAUGAGUUUGUCAAACCAAUGGACUGCUCAGCUUACUGUGCAGUUACCUCUACAACACAGACAACAAAGCCACCCACUGAAUUCAUUUCUCCAAUCUUCACAACCACUGCUUCGACUGAUCCGUGUUCUGCACUGAACUGUACUGAAGAUGAAUGGUGUGGAGAGAUGAACGGUGUUUACGGCUGUUUCUGCAAUGAGAACCAAACCAGAUCUGAUCCUGACUCUUUUGAUUGUUUUGAAACCUGUGAAAGCAGUACAGGAUCUAUAUCUGUAUCUCGCUGUCAGCUCUUUGAAGCUGGUUUUUCAGCUGAUGGCCUGCACCUCAAUGAUCCCAGCUGCAGAGGAAUCAUCCAGAACGGCCGAGUGGAGUUUAGAUUUGAUAACAAUGGACACACCUGUGGUACAAAUCUUGUGACCAAUGGCACUCAUAUCAUCUAUGAGAACUUUAUUUUGGGAGCCCCAGGGUCAUCUGAAGGUCUCAUUAGCAGAGAGAGAAUUCUGCAGAUAUCUUUCAGCUGUGUUUACCCCCAAACCCAAACACUUUCUAUGAUAGAAAUCAACCCACUGGAGAGUCGUGUGAACAAGAAUCUUGUUGGUCAAGGGAUGUAUCAGGUCCGAAUGAUCCCAUAUCAUGAUGUUGGGUUUUCUCGGCCCUUCAAUGGUAGUGUGGAUGCAGAACUCAACCAGGAGAUUUUUGUUGAGGUUCGUGUUGAUGGGGUUGACAGUCGACAGUUGGUGACAGUGAUUGACACAUGUUGGGCUACACCUGUGAAUGAUCCAGAUUACAGUCUGCGCUGGGAUCUCAUCACUGGAGAGUGUCCAAAUCCACAUGAUAACACAGUGAAACUUCUUCAGAAUGGUGUCUCAACAUCCAGCCGUUUCUCCUUCAGGAUGUUUGUCUUCAACUCAAACUCCACUAAAGUUUAUCUGCACUGUUCUGUUCAUCUUUGUAUUCAGGCCAACAAUUACUGCUCAGCGCCCUGUUUUCUGGGUUAUCAUCAGAGGAUCGGCAGAUCUCUGGAUUUUCAUGACAGUUCCUCCAUAUCCAUGGGUCCUCUGAUUGGGUCUGAUGGAAACACUGUUCUGGCAAGCUACUGGCGCCCCCUCUCAGCCAGAUUGCACUAG